GGUGGAGAAAGGGGGUGGGGCUCAGUGCGGUGUGAACUGUAAACCGUGUUAGCUAGCUUCUCAGAGCUCUGUCUGUUUGUCUGUGAAGAAUGCUGAGCCAGUUGCAGAGGAGAGUGGUGGUGACUGGGAUGGGCAUAGCCUGCCCUCUGGGGUAUGGAGUGAGGCAUGUUUGGGAGAAGCUACUUGCUGGAGAGUCUGGAAUCACUAAUCUACCCCAAACAGAUGAAUACAAGAAUAUCCCUUGCAAAGUGGCUGGUAUGGUGCCAAUGGGUACUGAAAAAGGCCAACUGAAUAUCGAAGAAUUUGUGAGCCCCACUGAAGCACGAACCAUGUCGAAUGAAACAGCUUAUUCCAUUGCCGUUACUGGACAAGCAUUGAAAGAUGCUAACUGGUGGCCUCACUUGCAAACUGAGGAAGAUCGUUUCCAAACGGGUGUCAACAUAGCCAACAUAGGCUGUGACAGCUUUGUUAAUAUGGUAUUGAACAAUUACAAGCAUGUGAAAACAGGAGAUAUACGAAAGAUCACUCCAUACUUUAUGCCCGUGUUACUACCCAACCUAGCUGCUGGCAAUGUGAGUAUCUACUUCAAACUUCAAGGCCCUAACCUCUGUGUGGGCUCUGCCUGUGCAGCAGCUUCCCAUUCAAUCGGGGACUCGGCAAGUCUGGUAUCAAGAGGUGUUGUCGACGUGAUGGUAGCCGGCGGUGUUGAACUACUGCUCAACCCUCUGCUCAUUGCAGGGUUCUGUCGAGUCAAAGCUCUGUGCACUAAGUUCAACAAUGAACCAGAAAAAGCAUCACGUCCAUUCGAUUCAAAGAGAUCUGGAUUCGUGCCGAGUAAUGGAGCGGCUGUGCUCGUUUUGGAGGAGUUGGAACAUGCAAAGGAGAGAGGAAUAAACAUUUAUGCUGAGAUAUUAGGCUAUGGUAUGUCAGGAGACGCCCACCACAUUACAUCACCUCCUAAAGACGGGAAUGGUGCCCAGAGAGCAAUGAAGGCAGCCAUGAAAGAUGCCGGCAUUCAACCAGAGGAUGUCACACACAUCAAUGCCCAUGCUACCUCAACACGUGUUGGAGAUAGAAUUGAAAACGAAGCAAUCAAACAAGUAUUCAAAGAUCAUGCACAGAAUCUCAUUGUUUAUUCAGCCAAAGGAGCUAUAGGCCAUACCCAGGGAGCUGCCGGUGCAGUGGAGUCUGUGAUCACUGCCAUGUCCAUCAGCAAAGGUGUUGUUCCACCUAACUUGAAUCUGGAGGAAAAGGAGGCUGAGUUUGACCUCAACUAUCCUGCAGGAGGACCCUCACAGUGGAUAGUAGGAGAAGGAAAGAGAAGAAUUGCACUCAACAAUUCAUAUGGUUUAGGUGGAACUAAUAGUGUCUUGUGUAUUGGAGAGUUUGUGUCAUAGCAAAUUAUGUGUUAUUGUGUUUGUACACUGCCUGUAAUCAUUGUAUAAUCACAUUCUUUGAUUAACAUUGAUAUAAUUUAUAUUGAA
Halichondria panicea is the source of this 1484-nucleotide messenger RNA. Its product is annotated as 3-oxoacyl-[acyl-carrier-protein] synthase, mitochondrial-like. Gene Ontology annotation, biological process: fatty acid biosynthetic process. Gene Ontology annotation, cellular component: mitochondrion. Gene Ontology annotation, molecular function: 3-oxoacyl-[acyl-carrier-protein] synthase activity. The transcript has a single exon. Lineage: Eukaryota; Metazoa; Porifera; Demospongiae; Suberitida; Halichondriidae. The record is from RefSeq and is a predicted model, not a curated record. The coding region runs from base 90 to 1397 and encodes 435 amino acids.